Messenger RNA from Marchantia polymorpha subsp. ruderalis, 2616 nucleotides. NCBI's taxonomy places the organism in Eukaryota, Viridiplantae, Streptophyta, Marchantiopsida, Marchantiales, Marchantiaceae. The record is from the annotation of a GenBank genome assembly.
AGUACUGUAUAUCACGUCCAUUACAUCAAGUACACUUUGGCCUUGCUAUCGCUACAUUCGUUUUACAUUUUUGUUUAAGUCGGACUCACGAAGCAAUGCGAAUCAAUCACAUGUCACACUUGCAUGAUUUUGCUCUACGGGUAUGAGAUCCGCUUCGACCUUUUCUUUCCCGUUCCCAGGAGGAUGAUGGUCUUCCCUUCGUAGUUCUGAUUGUGUUUAAUUUGUAGGUUUAACCCUAGGAGACCAAUGUCUCGUCCAUGCUUACUAUCUUAGCAGCCUAUGAGACGAGAGUGAUACAUAUUCAUCUUUCUUUGAAUCAAGUAUGGAAGAGUAUAUAUGCAGUUUUUGAAAUUUGUAGUGACUUAAAAAUUAAUUCGUACACGAGGUACCACUUUUCUACCAUCGAGAUCCUGAAUAUAGACUAAUCAAUGAUGUAAGUGGAAAUAAUCUUUUGUGGAUAAGGAUUAAAGUGUCAAAAGAAGGAGUGCGCCGGAAACUUUUAUGGAUAAUUUGCACUGCUACUGAUUUCGUGAUCUGUUCCAUAGAUCUCAUUUUGUCUCUCCCAUUCACGAGCAUUCGUUAGCGUACCGUCUUCGAUUCCAGAUUCUCACACGACAAUCGGCAUACAGUCAGGUCACAGAAAUUGCUCCUCAUUCAAUACGGACCGCUAUCAAUAGUUCUUCCAUGUUCACUAAACGAGCGGCGGGCUGUGAAUCGAUAGGGCAAAGUGUGAUUCUUAAUUUCUAGAACCCAUAUAAGUUUUCACUGUUUCUAAAAUAAGUCAUGUUUUGCUGCGGUAUCACAAGCUCCAACGCAUGUACUUUGGAGAAAUUUAUACCGGAAAUAGGAAAGCCGGGUGCAAGUGAGUCUUUGCAGGGUUCAAUCUCAUGUAGCUUUGGUUUGCUUAGUUGUUCUAAUCGUGUUUAAAGGCAUGUCAUGUUCGUUUUAGUUGCUUUUGUAUUGCUCUGUUUCUGUGUUCUUUUACAAGAAUCAGAGACAUUCUUGGCCAUAAAUGUGCUUCAUAAUGAAGCGGGAAGAUGUCGAUUCUGAAGGUACGGUAAAGUGAUAUAAUCAGUGCCAUGCACAUAAGGGAUCGAAAAGGCUUUAGUUUUCCUCUUAUUAUUCCUGGGCAAUAAAAGAAAGAAUUUAAUCAAUCGCUCGCAGAAUGAAAGAAUCUCAGAAGAACGAGUUUUCUUUUUUUCAUUCUGACUUUCAUUUUGCCCUGUUCUUCUUCUCUACUGAAAAAAUCCCUCUACGUAAACAGCAAGGUUUCGUAAAGACCUGUGACGCUACAGUGUGUUUCAAAAAGGGUUUUGACUCUGAGGGGCUGUUGGCUGUAUAUGCCCGUUACUUUCGGAGUGAAAAUUCGGAAUGUUCUUGCUCAGCUUUGACCUGUUUCCAGAGCUGCUAUGGCGGAGACGGUAAAUUCCACUGAUGGACAUUCUCUCCGAUUCAUGGUUCUACAACGUGGGGUAAACUGUUAUUAUAUUCUGUUCGACUCUAUAAAGCCGUAUAAUUUGGUUGUUUCCUACUGCCAUCAUCACUUCUUCAUUCCUUCUUCUUUCUUCAUGGAUUAGUAGUGGUUAGUCUAACACACACUGUUCCUACAAGGAUCUCGCUUCUCACGUGACAGGUGUCCGACGAAACUCUCGAAAGGUUGGCCACCGAAUCCGGACUUUCUGAGAGGGCGUUUCCUUCUGAUCAUUUUAUCAAAGAGACAUGUACAGAUAAGAACCUAGAGCAUUAACAUCUCAAAGAAUGUGUUGGUGUUCACGAACGGCCUUCUUUGAGUUUUGAUCUUCCUCACGGCAGCUGGUAUCACUAAACAGUUCUUCUGCCAAAAACCGAGCAAUCGAAGCCGGCCACCUUUGGCUUUGUUGAAAGUCGGAGAUCGCUUGGACACGCUGCAUCAACAUUUCUUACCUCCACGAGUUCCGUCGAUACGAGAACGAGAAUUCAAUUUCAGAUAUGACAGAAGAGUUAGGCUCCUCGAUGGCCGCAGGCACCAAGAGUUUUGAGCGUACAGUCGUAAAGCUGUACAUACACGUCUACCGUUCGUCCGAGCAAAGAUAAACAGGCUGCCUGUCAUUGGUCGGAGUUCAAUUUCUUCAGAAAGCUGAAUGUCGGCUAAGUUCCUCGUAUUGAUUGUACAUCGUCACCUUAUACCCUGACGUCUGCGUCGAGAAUAACUCUUUCCGACCCAAGUACGUCAAGCUUGCCUUCGGCGAUGUGUCAUACUGUAAAGCGCUCAAAAUACUCAAAAGUUGGUCCGGUCCGUUCUCCUUGCUCGCUUAUUAGGCUCUCUGCUCCUUCGUCCUUCUUUUCUUUCAGAUCGCUUUACUCUGUGGUCUUCCUUCAGCUGAGGCUUAGAGACUUCCUCUGGGCACUACAUUACACAUUAUUGCGAUAGGAUCAUGUAGUUCUUGCAUGGUACACUUGUUCAAGUCAAUCAGUUGGCUCAGGUGGAGGCCACUGUACAUCGUAUAAUUUGCCCAAUACACAGUCGUAGGAAGAGUGCGGUAAUUAAUGACCGUAGACAUCACCUUCUGUCAAUAUUAUGUGUGGCUCCACACCCGUGGUUUUCGUUUACUGUAUUGUGAGGGUUGGUUGAUUGUC